Pyrgilauda ruficollis (rufous-necked snowfinch) is the source of this 3819-nucleotide messenger RNA. It is a transcript of the gene PRPF40A, whose product is annotated as pre-mRNA processing factor 40 homolog A. Gene Ontology annotation, cellular component: U2-type prespliceosome; U1 snRNP. The record is from RefSeq and is a predicted model, not a curated record. Gene Ontology annotation, molecular function: protein binding; RNA binding. The coding region runs from base 93 to 2915 and encodes 940 amino acids. Lineage: Eukaryota; Metazoa; Chordata; Aves; Passeriformes; Passeridae. Gene Ontology annotation, biological process: mRNA cis splicing, via spliceosome. The transcript is spliced from 26 exons.
CCGCCGCAGCCGCCGCUUCGCUCCGCGCCCCGCGCUCCCGGGAGCCGCCUCAGCCAGUCCCGCGCCGCGGGGCCGGGCCGCCCGCCGCCGCCAUGUCCGGCGGGGACUCCACGGCCGCGGCCGCCGCCGCCUCCCCGCAGCCGCUGCCGUUCUCGCUGCCGAAGCCGCCGCCCCUCAUGCAGCUGACGCCGGGCGACGCCGUGCGGCCGGUGGGCUCGGGCGCCGACCAAUCGCCGAAGAGCGCGCGGCUGGCGGCGCGCCCCGAUUGGCCGGCGGGGAAGCCCGUCAGCCUGCUGGCGCCGCUGCUCCCGCCCCGCGGGGAGCCCGAGCCGCUGCUGCCCUUCGGGCCCGCGGCCCCGCGGCCGCCGCUGCGCGGGCGCCUCCUGGGCCGCUGCGGGGGCUCCCUGCUCAGCCCCGCCAUGCGGCCCGGCGGCGUCGACCGCGGCUCUCUCAUGAUGGGCCACCCGGGAAUGCCCCACUACCCCCCCAUGGGGAUGCACCCCAUGGGCCAGAGACCUCCCAACAUGCCCCCGGUUCCCCACGGGAUGAUGCCUCAGAUGAUGCCCCCCAUGGGAGGACCCCCGAUGGGGCAGAUGCCUGGAAUGAUGCAGUCGGUGAUGCCUGGAAUGAUGAUGUCCCACAUGUCCCAGGCUGCCAUGCAGCCCACGGUUCCUCCGGGAGUGAACAGCAUGGAUGCACAAGUAGGUGUGACCCCUCCAGGGACUCAGACAACGCAUCCCGUGGUCUCCACAGUGCAGCAGAGCUCCACCACCACCAGCUCUGCCAGCGAGGAGCACUCCAAGCAGAAAUCCACGUGGACGGAGCACAAAUCUCCAGAUGGAAGAACUUACUACUACAACACCGAGACCAAGCAGUCCACGUGGGAGAAGCCAGAUGACCUCAAAACCCCUGCUGAGCAAUUGUUGUCCAAGUGUCCCUGGAAGGAGUAUAAAUCAGAUUCUGGGAAGCCUUAUUAUUACAAUUCCCAAACAAAGGAAUCCCGCUGGGCAAAACCCAAAGAGCUGGAGGAUCUUGAAGCAAUGAUUAAAGCUGAAGAAAACAGCACGAAGCCGGAGGACGCGGCUGCCGCCGCCUCGGCUCCGGCCGCGGACGCUCCGAGCGGGGCCAGGGUCUUCCCACUUAAAGCAAGUGCUGCUGCAAAGAAGGAGGAUGAGGAUGCCCAACCAGUUAAAAAAACCUACACGUGGAACACAAAGGAAGAGGCCAAACAAGCAUUUAAAGAACUGCUAAAAGAAAAGCGGGUUCCAUCCAAUGCUUCCUGGGAGCAGGCCAUGAAAAUGAUCAUUAAUGACCCCAGAUACAGUGCUUUGGCAAAACUGAGUGAAAAGAAGCAGGCCUUUAAUGCCUACAAAGUUCAGACAGAGAAGGAGGAGAAGGAAGAAGCCAGAUCCAAGUACAAGGAGGCCAAGGAAUCCUUCCAGCGCUUCCUGGAAAACCAUGAGAAGAUGACAUCCACCACCAGAUACAAAAAAGCUGAACAGAUGUUUGGGGAGAUGGAAGUGUGGAAUGCCAUAUCCGAGCGGGACCGGCUGGAGAUUUAUGAGGAUGUUCUGUUCUUCCUGUCCAAGAAGGAGAAGGAACAAGCCAAGCAGCUGCGGAAGAGGAACUGGGAAGCUCUGAAGAACAUCCUGGAUAACAUGGCCAACGUCACCUACUGCACCACCUGGUCAGAGGCCCAGCAGUACCUCAUGGACAACCCCACCUUUGCUGAGGAUGAGGAGCUCCAGAACAUGGACAAGGAGGAUGCCCUGAUCUGUUUUGAGGAACAUAUCAGGGCCUUGGAGAAAGAGGAGGAGGAAGAGAAGCAGAAAAGUUUGCUGAGGGAAAGGAGGAGGCAGCGUAAAAACCGGGAAUCUUUCCAGCUGUUUCUGGAUGAGCUGCACGAGCAUGGACAGUUACACUCCAUGUCCUCCUGGAUGGAAUUGUACCCAGCCAUCAGCUCUGACAUCAGAUUCACCAGCAUGCUCGGCCAGCCUGGAUCAACGGCGCUUGACCUGUUCAAGUUUUAUGUGGAGGAUUUAAAAGCUCGUUACCACGACGAGAAGAAGAUAAUUAAAGACAUCUUAAAGGAUAAAGGAUUUGUGGUGGAGGUGAACACUUCCUUUGAGGAUUUUGUCACUGUCAUCAGCUCUACUAAAAGAGCCACCACGUUGGAUGCAGGGAAUAUCAAACUGGCUUUCAACAGUCUGCUGGAGAAGGCGGAAGCGCGGGAGCGCGAGCGGGAGAAGGAGGAGGCCCGGAAGAUGAAGAGGAAGGAAUCAGCCUUCAAGAGCAUGCUGAAACAAGCCACCCCUCCCAUCGAGCUGGAUGCUGUCUGGGAGGAUAUCAGAGACAGAUUUGUGAAGGAACCAGCAUUUGAAGACAUCACCCUGGAAUCUGAAAGGAAAAGGAUAUUUAAGGAUUUCCUUCAUGUACUUGAGCACGAGUGCCAACACCACCACUCCAAGACCAAGAAACAUUCGAAGAAAUCCAAAAAACACCACCGGAAGCGCUCGCGCUCCCGCUCCGGCUCAGAGUCCGAGGAUGACGACAGCCACUCCAAGAAGAAGCGGCAGCGCUCGGAAUCGCGGUCGGUGUCCGAGCGUUCGUCCAGCGCCGAGUCCGAGAGGAGUUACAAGAAGUCCAAAAAACACAAGAAGAAGAGCAAGAAGAGGAGGCACAAGUCUGAUUCACCAGAAUCUGAUGUGGAACGAGAGAAGGACAAGAAGGAAAGAGAGAGGGACAGUGAGAAGGAAAGAGCCAGACAGAGAUCUGAGUCCAAGCAUAAAUCUCCCACUAAAAAACGGCCUGGAAAAGAUUCCGGAAACUGGGAUACCUCUGGCAGCGAGCUCAGCGAGGGCGAGCUGGAAAAACAGAGGAGGACUCUUUUGGAGCAGCUGGAUGAAGAUCAAUGAGAAGAUCCUUGAUACCAAAAAUGUUUACAGGUGGCAAAAUAAAACCAAGCCUUGUGUGGGCAAGGCCCUGGGGCCAGAGGCCGGUGGCCCAUGGCCACAACAACGGUGGCUUUUAGUUUUUUACCACUUCAAUCCAGUCAAAAGUAGAAAAAUCCAUGGAAUUCUGAGGGCAAAGCUGUGCCUGGCCUGGAGCUGCGGGGCGGGAUGGGGGCUGGGAUCCCCUGGAGGGGACACGGAGGUGGCAGCAGUGUCCCCAAGCACUUUCCCGAUGUCCUUCCCAAGGCAGGGAACAACCCUGGGCUGCCUGGGCAGAGCCCAGUUCAGCUUCAGGAAAAAAACCUCCUAAUUUAAUUCUUUGUGCUUUCGUUCUUUGAUGGAUUUGGUUGGGUGGGAUUUUUUUUUGGGGAAUAAGCAGGAGAAGGAAUCCGUGUCCUGAUGUGUUGUGCAAUCCCCUGGAUUGUGGGGUUGUUUGGCACCGGGGCUUUUGUCCAAGACUGAUUGGUGUCCCGACUCCCAUCGAUCCCAAAGCCCAGGGAAUGUUGUGGAUGGGAAUUCUCCUGCUGUGCCAGCAGAGGGAGCGUUUGGGACACAACCACCUCGGCAUUCCCCAAAUCCCACCCCCGCCCAGCCCUGGCUGUUACUCCAGCGUUUCUCUCCCCCUUCCGAAAACUUAGGAAUAAAAAUCCAAUGUUAAACACAAUUCCAUGUGUUGCCUUAAGAACCUGCUGCAGAAUGUACCUGCACAGCCCAGAGGAGGGAGGAGGAAGCAGCUCCAGCCCUGUUUUCCAGCCCCUGCACGUUCAGGAAGGUGCCCCCAGCCCUGCUCGGUGAGAAAAUUGGGAAGCCGCUGUCCUUGGAAUAUUUUUGUACAUUUUUAUCAAUGAUUAAACCUUGUCUUUUAGCA